AUUGUGGCCAUCUUUUUAUAUUUGUCGAAUUUUAAGGCAUAUUCUGUUAUUAAGUAUUUCGGAAGCUUGCACGGUAGCUACUUUAGUGCCCAAGUUGUCAAAUUUUUAACCUCACUUUCUAACGAAUGGAAUGCAAUAAAAAAUGAUUUUUCCGAAUGCUUUGGAAGCUGUUUCUUGUGGUAGCUCCCAAAGUGCAGUAAAAAAAUAAGUUGUGGGUGUAUACAUAACAGUCAAAUGUAAGGAUAUUUUUUGAAAAAAAAAAAGGUGGAAACAGUAUUCAGAAUGGCCCCCGAAGGGCGAAUCAGUUAUUACAGGGAAGGAAGAAAAUAGUAAAAAUAAUGAAUAAGAAUUUUGCACAAUGCUUUUAUAGAAAGGUUGUACUUUAUGUUUUAUUAUGUGGUAAACUUAACAUGCCCUUUAUAAACGAUUAAACGCCCUUUUCAUUAAAAUGUAGUUCAUUUUUGCCCUAUAUACAUUUCAAUAAAUUACACUGAAGUUUAUGUCGUUGACUCAAAGGUAGAUUUAUCUGCCUAUAACAUGUUCAAUAAUAAUUAAUAACGCUCUAAAAGAGCAGAAACUUACACAAAAUCCAUAAAAGUGAAAUAUUUGACAUUUCCAUGUGAUAACAUAACCCUACCACAGAUUAAGGCAACUAACACAUGACAGUAAUCCUAACCUCAAAAAUGACAAAAACUACUGAAAAAUUAACUUACGACAACAAAAUCAUAUUGGCCCCCAUGGUACGUGUUGGUACUCUACCCAUGAGAUUGUUGUCGCUGGACCACGGGGCCGACAUUGUCUACACUGAAGAAUUAAUUGACUGGAAAUUUUUAAAAUCAAUAAGACGGGAAAAUGACGUGUUGGGCACAGUUGAUUAUCUGGAUAAAUCAGAUGGGACUGUAGUGUUCCGAACUUGCCCAAGAGAGAAAAACAGAGUGGUGGUGCAAUUGGGGACGUGCGACCCACAAAGAGCCUUAAAAGUUGCCAAAAUGAUCGAAAAUGAUGUAGCUGGGAUUGAUAUAAACAUGGGUUGUCCCAAAGAAUUUUCACUGAAAGGGGGAAUGGGGGCUGCUUUGUUAAAACAGCCAGAGAAGGCGAAGUCAAUUUUAUCCACACUUACGCAAAAUGUAAAAAUUCCAAUUACGUGCAAAAUUCGUGUUUUUGAAAGUGCUGAGGAAACCUUAGAUUUGGUCAAAGAAUUGGUGUCAACGGGUAUUUCAGCUAUUGCAAUUCAUGGAAGAACCAAAGCUGAAAGGCCUCAACAUCCCAACAGAAACGCAACAAUCAAAUUUAUUGCAGAGAACGUAUCAAUCCCGGUUGUUGCCAAUGGUGGGUCCAAGGAAAUUGAAAAAUAUCAAGACAUAAUUAAAUUUAAGGAAGAAUGUGGCUGUUCAAGUGUGAUGAUCGCAAGGGCUGCAGAAGCCAAUUGUUCAAUUUUUCGUAAACAGGGUUUAUUAGAUAUCGAGACUGUUAUAGAACAGUACCUCAAAUAUGCCAUUGAUUAUGAUAACUCGCCCAGUAAUACAAAAUACUGCAUACAAAACAUACUGAAAGAACUUCAGGAAACACCCAGAGGGAAGAAAUUUUUAGAAUGUCAAACACUGGAACAAAUUUGUGCAAUAUGGGACCUAGCCGAUUACUGCCGAAAAAAACAACUGCAGUUCCACUCUCAGGGAAUUUUGAGUCGCCGAGAAAUAACACCAGAUAUGUUCAGUCCCAAAGCCAAAAAAGUUAAGACUGAAUUAGACGAUGACGUAAUCGAAAUGAAAUGUGCCUUUAUUAGGGUAAAUUAUCCAGACGAUCCAGAUUUGCCGAAAUCAAAAAUAAUAGCAUAUUGUGGCAAACACAAGUUUGAUUUGCCUAAGUACCAGACCGUCAAUGAAGAUAAAUUAUUUCGCGCAAUUGCCACAUUCCAAGGGAAAAAAUACAGCUCAUCGUAUUGGGAAAAAAAUAAACGCUUUGCUGAACAGGGGGCUGCUUUGGUCCUGGCCUGUUCUUUAGGUUUAGUUACGAAAGAGGAAUUAAUUAAAGAUGGAAGCAUGUUGGAAUAAAGCCUUAUAAUUAUUAA
Molecule: messenger RNA, 2068 nt
Organism: Tribolium castaneum (red flour beetle)
Lineage: Eukaryota; Metazoa; Arthropoda; Insecta; Coleoptera; Tenebrionidae
Gene: Dus2
Product: Dihydrouridine synthase 2
Exons: 6
Coding region: 660-2051 (463 amino acids)
Biological process (GO): tRNA dihydrouridine synthesis
Cellular component (GO): cytoplasm
Molecular function (GO): tRNA dihydrouridine synthase activity; tRNA binding; flavin adenine dinucleotide binding
Source: RefSeq, a predicted model, not a curated record